AUGUCUCACCCAGAGUCCCGGUAUUCCUUUGAUGUCCCAAAUCCCUGCAUCAACUUUGCCACUCUGAGUGAUGAUGAUGUGCAGAAUGCAGACUCCUGGUUUGACCAAAAAGCCAAUCUGGAGAAUAUCCCUCCUGCAGAAAAUCUGGCAAAGGUCUCACAGAACAACGCUGAGUUUUCAAAGCCUGAUAUUAUUCUGUCUUCUGUCUCAUCACAAGGAGUAACAAAAAGUGAAAGCCUUUUUGAAGAGGACAGUAAAACAGAAUGUGUCCAGGCCACUGCUGUACCUCCAAAUAUUGUUGGAUCCCUGACGAGCUGGAGAGCUGCUGCCUCUGAUGAGGCCUCUCAAAGGGCGGGAAGGAGGCAGGCUCAGAAGCAGAGGAAAGCACAGCCACACAAACAGGCAGCUAGGAUCAAAGCAGAGAGAAAUGCUGAUGCCUUGGCUAAUAAGGAAGGGGUUCCACCCCUGAAAAAGAUGAGAGUCCGCAGAGAAGCAGGGAGAAUUAGGCGGUCUGUGCCUGGGCCCGUGGUGAGCUCUGGCAGCAGAGAGAAGGUGACAGAGGUACCUACGAAGAGAGAGAAUCCUGACUGCUCCCCGGAGAGAGGGAAGAGCAAGCUGACCCUGCCCUCCACGCCAGCAAUGUUAAAGAGGACCAAUCUUCCUGGCAAGCCCAAGAGCACAGAGGAGCAGGAGCUGGAAAAGAUGCAGCAGCUGCAGCAGGAGGUGAUCGAGAUGAGGAAGAGGAACGAGGAGUCCCUGAAGGCGGCGAUCGCAGGGGCAGGACAACCUGUGAAGAGACCUGUUGGUCAAGUAACGAAGCCAAUUGACUUCCACUUCCGCACAGAGAAUAGAAUUAAACAACAUGGGGAAAGCCAGCCUGGGAAUGAGUACAAGGAGCUGGAUUUUGCAGCAGCUCUGAGGAAGCAUCCUUCCUCUCCGGGGCGACUGCCAAAGGGACCCACUGUCGUCCAACCCUUCAAUCUGUCCCAGGGAAACAAAAGAAAGCUGGAAGAAACAGCCUCAGAAUACGUGUCCCUUGCUGAGCAGGUGGAAGCAUUCCAGAAACGCACGCCCUCCCGAUACCAUCUGAGGAGCAGGAAAUCUGAUGAAGGCCCAGCUCCUGGGAAGCAGGGGAGGGCGCGGAUCACACACCCCAAGACCCCCGUGCUCCUCACAAAGCAGCGCCUGAGACCUGUCACCUGCAAAACUGCAGCAGAGUUGGAAGCAGAGGAAAUAGAGAAAAUUCAACAGUACAAAUUCAAAGCACGAGAACUUGAUCGCAGAAUCUUUGAGGGUGGACCACUCCUGCCCAAGAAGCCCCAUGUGAAGGAGCUCACCGAGCCUAUUGGCUUCCAGUUGGAGGUAGAAAAAAGGAUUCAGGAGCGUGAGAGUAAGAAGCAACAGGAGGAAGAGCACUUUGAAUUCCAUUCGAGGCCAUGUCCAACCAAGAUCCUGGAGAAUGUUGUGGGUGUUCCAGAGAAGAAACCACUUCCUGUCACAGUCCCCAAGUCUCCGGUCUUCACCUUGAAAAAUAGAAAGUCUGGCAGACAUGAAGAAAAGGAAAAAGAGGUGGUCCCUGUGAUCAAAGCUAACCCAAUGCCACACUAUGGAGUGCCCUUCAAACCCAAAAUGCCAGAUCAGAGGCAUGUGGAAGUUUGUCCCUUCUCUUUUGAUGCCCGUGACAGAGAGAGGCAAAUACAAAAAGAAAAGAAAAUAGAAGAAUUACAGAAGGAAGAGGUGCCAAAGUUCAAAGCGUUGCCUCUGCCUUACUUUGACCAAGUUAAGCUCCCAGAAAAGAAAGUCAAAAACCCAACCCAGCCUGAGCCCUUCAAUCUGCAGGUUGAUGAGCGGGGAGCUGCCAAGCUGCAGAGCUGGAAAGAGCAGCUUAAAGAAGACUUGAAGAGGCAGAAAGAGGCAGCAUGUUUUAAAGCUCGUCCCAACACGGUGGUGUACCAGGAGCCUUUUGUGCCUAAAAAGGAAAAUAAGCUGUUAUCAGAGAGCCUUUCUGGUUCCAUAGUACCUGAAGGCUUCGAGCUGGCGACAGAAAAACGAGCGAAAGAGCGGCAGGAGUUUGAGAAGCGCCUGGCGGAUAUAGAAGCCAUGAGGGAGAGGCAGCAGGAGCAGGUCAGGCAGCAGCAAGAGGAGCGUGAGAAGGAAGAAAUUGCCAAGCUAAGGCAAGAAAUGGUUCACAAGGCGAACCCAAUACGCAAGUACCGCAACGUAGAGGUGAAGCCCAGUGAGCAGCCCCUGACCAUGCCAAGGUCUCCCAACUUCUCAGAUAGAUUCCAGUGCUGA
This is a messenger RNA of Chaetura pelagica (chimney swift), 2295 nucleotides long. It is a transcript of the gene TPX2, whose product is annotated as TPX2, microtubule-associated. Bases 1 to 2295 code for a protein of 764 amino acids. The record is from RefSeq and is a predicted model, not a curated record. Gene Ontology annotation, cellular component: microtubule; spindle. The transcript has 17 exons. Gene Ontology annotation, biological process: regulation of mitotic spindle organization; activation of protein kinase activity. Lineage: Eukaryota; Metazoa; Chordata; Aves; Apodiformes; Apodidae.